This is a messenger RNA of Gastrolobium bilobum, 6393 nucleotides long. RefSeq lists its product as uncharacterized. The coding region runs from base 18 to 6161 and encodes 2047 amino acids. Gene Ontology annotation, biological process: ribosome biogenesis. Gene Ontology annotation, cellular component: nucleolus. Lineage: Eukaryota; Viridiplantae; Streptophyta; Magnoliopsida; Fabales; Fabaceae. The transcript has 10 exons. The record is from RefSeq and is a predicted model, not a curated record.
CGGAAGGAAAUUCAAAGAUGAAAAACCAUAAGAAGACCAAAAAACGAGAGCAGAAAUUCCACCCCCAACCUCAAAAACCUUCAAAACGGCAGCGUUUGGAUUCUGCUGAGAAACCUCAAGACCUUGGCCAUCCAUGGAACAACCUUCAAUUGAUACUGUACAUCCAAGACAAACACUCUGAUCUUCAGAGUAAGGUCAAUCGGGCGUUCAAUUUUGUGCAUUCAAGAGGGGAUGAUAGUGUUGACACUGUUCAGGAUUGUGAAACUAUAAAACUACCGAGACUACUGUGUUUUCUCAAUGAUUGGAUCCUGACAUUGUUGUUCCCUCCAAAUGGGAAGGAGAAUUGGGGGGAUGGGAAGACACCUCAGGUUGAGGGAAUUGAGGCAUAUAUGGAUCUUCGUUGUUGGGAGAUAUUCAAGUUCUGCUUGCAGGAGUCUUUGAAGUUUAAUGUCUCCUUGAAUAUGUCGCGGAACCUCCUACAAACUGUUCAGUUUAUUGCCAGAAAUGCUCUGUCACUACUAGACGACAACUCCUCUAUCUGUUCAGGAGAACCUUCUAUACCUGAUGGAAGGAAUAAACUGUAUGAUACUGCUCUCGAUUGUGUUUCGUUGGUAUUCUCAUCCCAUAGUGGGUUGUCAAGUGAAAAUUUGGACUUGUGGGUUGAAACAGCCGAAGCAGGGCUUAAACUUGUACUGAAAAUGUAUAGUGAGAAACUUGAUGGCAGCAAUGUGGGUGCUUUUGCACUGCGCUUCUUGUGGUUGGUGCUUCAACCAUUCUCCAAGUUUUUGAGGGUCCAUCCGGCUAGGAAAGGAUUUCAUAAUUUUGUGGAUAAACUUCUUGAGCCACUGCUGCAUUUGUUGGGUGAGUUGCAUCUUCGGGUUAACGGAGGUAAUCCGAUUUGGACGGGGAGAUUAAUGAAGGUGGUGGAAGAAGUUCUUUCGCAUGGACUUUUUCAUCCAGUGCAUAUUGAUGAAUUUUUAAGCUUACAUGGUUCAGAGAAGUAUGUUGCUUCAUGUGAUGAUAUAGCGGAAGACUCAAAAGCAACUAUUAAGAGUUAUCCUAGACAUUUAUUUGAUGUACUGAACAAAAUUAUAGCUAGAAAGAAUGCUAUGGCAAUGGGUAGCAUAGGUUUGUUAUUUCACUUGUACGUUAAUUCAGCAAGAAAGUUCAAGGGAACUUCCGUGUUGUAUGAAGGGAGCAAGCUAACAGAAAAUAUGAACGAUUCAAGGCAGCCAGUGCCAGGACAAAAUUGUAGCUCAAAUAAUAUCUCUACAGACACUCAAAAAUCACUUUUUAAUUUUUUUGUACUGAUUGUGGAGCCUCUUUUGGUCGAGAUUGAUGCUUAUCUUCAAGCCAAAAUAGAUGCCAAACUCCUGUUGUUGGAUCUUCAUGGUAUACUCGGCUCUAUUGGUAAUCUGCUUGCUAGUUUUAUGCAAGAGAAGGUAUAUGUGAGAACAGAGGACACAUCUAGAGGAGCUCAUCUUAAUUUCUUGAAGAAAAUAUUUAAUGCACUGAUAACUUGUUCCACUAGUGUCCUCUGCUUGUCAAACUACAAUACAUCUAACAGGAUGGAGACAGAAAACUUUAUUUUAUCAGCUAAUAAGAUUCUAGUUGCUCUGGGAUAUCUUUUGGAAAUUGAAUAUGAGGUUGUUGGAGAAGAUUUAGUGAAUUUAUGGCUUGUUAUGUUGUCAUACUCCACCAUCAAUUGCAAUUUGGUGAAUGAUUCUGAUCAGUGCUCACUAUCUUCCACUAUAGCUGCCCUGGGGUGCCAAAUAAUUAAUCUCUACAGUCAACUUCGCCAGGUGAAAAUUGCUAUAUUAGCAUUGUGCAAAGCAAUAAGGCUUGUUAUAUCUCAUGAGGGUAAUACUGAAGAAAGUUCAUCUAGGUUCUUGACAUUUCUGUCUAAUGAAGUUUAUUCGGAAUCAGUUGAAAGGCUGCUAUCUUCACUGAAGUUCAUCCGUGCCAUUUAUAAAGCCAUUAAAUCUAUUCCAGAAGGGCAAGUGAGUGGUUGUAUUAGACAGAUAACAGAUGAUAUUUCACAAUCUCUUAGGUGGAUGAAAGAUUUCUUUCCAUUGGUUGAUGGCGAGAAAUUGCAAAUUUUUAAUCUGCGAAUGGAACUCUUGGGUAGAGGGCUGUCUAGACUGUAUUGCUUAGUGCUUGAUUCAGUCACUAUCACUGAAGGCAACAGCAAUCUUCUUGGAGGUUCUGUAAAAGAACUAAUGGCAUUAAUGCGUCCCUACUUGGGUAUUCUAGUUGGACAACAGCCAGAUACAAUCGGCAAGUUCUUUUCAUCUGUCAUGGGAGUGGUUGGAAAGGGAAAGGUUUUGAAGAAAUUUGGUAGGUCCAGUCAAUGGGUCCUUGUGUUCUUUUUCCAGUUGUUUGUGUCCUGCCGGAGCUUACUUAGGCAAGCAAUCAGCCUUAUGCCCCCAGUUUUAUCAAAGAAGAUGUCUGCCGAGGUGGGGGAUUACACAGGAUAUUCUGCAUUUGAGUUGAUGGAGAGGAUUGACGAGAUAGAUAUUGGUUUUUUUUCUUCAGUUGUUCAACCUUCUGCUUCCCUCCUUGUCGUUAUGCAAUUUAUUUCAGACAUAUACCUUAAGUAUGGCUCAGAUGAUUCUUUACCUUUGAUCUAUAUUUUUCAAUCUAUGGCUCUUCAGAGACUCGUUGACUUGAAUAGGCAGAUUAUAUUGUUCAAGUAUUUGCAAAAGAAGCAUUAUAGAUCACGAAUCAAGGCUCUGAAGGAAGAGGCAGCAGGACUUACCAAUUUUAUUAUGGAAAACUUAUCAUGCGUAUAUAAAUCCCCAAUCUUUGUUUCUGAGGAUGUAACUUGUGAAGAUGUCAUUUCUCUGGCUCCUCAAAGCAAUGGGUGGAAUCAAAGAAUUUAUGUUGCAAACAAAAAUUCAUUGCCAACAGCCAUUUGGUCAAAUCUUUGCAAAAAUGUCGAUAUUUGGGGCAACCAUGCUUCCAAGAAGCAGUUGAAAAAAUUCUUCUCACAUUUGCUGCACACUUCCCUUCACUGUGUAACAAGCAGUUUUCAAGAGCCAGCUGUGCAAGAAAAUGAUGAGUGUAAGCUGCUCAAGAGAGUCGUGUUGCCACAAAUAUCAUCAGAACUUCUGUGUGAUUCACUUUUGUAUGAGCAAAAAUUUGCCCACAGGAAUCUGGCCUCAAUAUUUUGCUGUGCUUUAGAGAAAUCUGUGCUACCGUUAUUUAGUAAUAUUCUGUGUACUGAUGUCAAUCUUCGGUCAUCGCCCAAUUGGCUUGAGUUUUUAAGUGCCCUUGACAACUCAGAACUGGUUGUUGAUAAAAAUAAAGAGGAUCCAGUUGAUUGUUCUGCGGUAGAAAAGUCAAUCACUCGUUCAUUUGACAAGCUUCCUGUAGAUAGUAGCAGAGAUGGAAAGGCCUGCCCUCUUACCCACAAAAGUUUGACAGAUUGCCACCAUUUGCUUAAUCUCUUAUGUUCAAUGCCAGAUUUAAAUGCAAGAUCAUUUUCACAUCUUGUGAUUUGUAUUUUCAACCUUGAACGGCUUCUUGUCAGUGCAUUGCUAUAUAUUCAGAGCACAGUGUACUGGGAUUAUGGUUGUGAGUAUUUGAAAUUAUUUGUCUCUUGCCGGAAGGCCUUAAGGUAUAUAUUGAUGGGAUUUUGUGAGAAGACGGACACUAUCCGAUCCUCACCAAAAUCAAUUAUAUCUGAAAGUUCAUUUCCUGUUUUAUGGCUUUCAAAGUCAUUAUCUGUGAUUGUUGGGAUUAAAGAGGCAUUCUCAGCAGAAAAUAAUGUUCUAUUUAAAUCUCUGAUGUUUUCUUUAAUGGAUCAUACAUCAUAUGUCUUGUUGGGCAUUGGAAAAUGUCAAAUUAUUCAUGUUUUUUCCAUUGAUAAAGAAGCUGAGAUGCCUUGUGAAGAGAUCUCCAAUUGCAAAAUUAGCCAUGAAGAGAAUCAUUUGCCUACUUCUUCUCAGUUUGUAGAUUCCCCCAAGCUUGAGGCAUUGAAAUGUUUAACCUUUAUGGCUGAGAAUUUGAAAGAACAGAUGCAAAGUUUGCUUGUUUCUCUAAAGGAUACCCCUUGCUGUGUUAAUGUGGGAUAUGGUCUUACUUAUGAAAACAUUAAUAGAUUGUCUUCUGCAGUUUCUUGUUUUGGUGGGUUUUUGUGGGGCCUCACAUCCGUCAUGGGCCAAACAGAUGCAAAAGAUAGUGGUGAUUGUAAAGAAAAAGUGUUGAUGUGGAAAAGUGAGCAUGCCUCUGAACUAAACAGUUGUAUAUGUUCUCUUGUGGAACUUGUUGAUUUUGUUGUAAACAAAUUUCUUGUUGAGAAUAAUCAACUCUCCAAAAGCUUACAUGAAACGCAGAGUUUUGAAAAGCCAGUCCUCCACUUGUCUGGUUCGAAAUAUUUGUCACUUGAAUGCUCAGUUUCUAAGGCUGAUGCCUCAACUGGUACACAAAUAGAAUCUAAAGCUGCAGCUACUUGCUCCACGUCAUCAGCAAUUGAUAAUGUCUCCAAAAGUGCCAGUGAUCUUGAAAGAAUGUCGAACCCUGAAAGAGAAAACUCUGUUGCCAGUGUUUUGGCUAGUGCUGAUUCCCCUGAGCUACAGGGUCUGAAUAAGCCUUUGUUGCAAAGCUUGGUAAAAGGUGAUCAUCCUGAAGUAGCUUUUUUACUGAGACAAUUGUUAAUUGUUUCCUCGUCUUUUUUGAGGUUAAAUUUGCACAAGGAUGAUUCUUCCUUGCCUUCAAGUUUUGUUUCGACUUUCAUUGAGAUUUCACAAGUCUUGUUAUUAGAAUUCACAGAAAUGGUUGUGGUCCCACAACAAUCUGCUUUUCUUUUGUUAGAUGGCGCUCUCAGCUAUCUGAGAGAAUUAGCAAGUUAUUUUCCUUUCACUGAUCCUAUCUCAUCUAGGAGAGUUUAUACGAAAUUGAUACAGAUUUCCAUGAGGGCAAUAGGCAAGACCAUAUUGUUGCAAGGAAAAAGGGCAACACUAACCUUUCAUGAAAGACAGUCAAGUACCAAGACACUUCAUAAAGGAUCAUUUGAAGUUUAUUCUUCUACUGAAAUAUACUGCUUCUGCUUGGAUGAAUUUAAAACUAAGCUGCGGAUGUCAUUCAAAGCAUAUAUAGAGAGGCAAUCAGAGUUGCAUCUUUUGUCUACAAUACAGGCCAUUGAGAGAGCUCUAGUUGGAGUACAGGAACGAUGUACGAUGAUCUAUGACAUUAAAAUAAGUAAAGAUGAAGGGGAAAUUUCGUCACUGGUGGCAGCUGGCGUUGAUUGCUUUGACAUGAUUCUGGAAUUUGUUUCGGGUCGGAAAGGCUUGAAGCUGAUUAAAAGACACUGUCAGAGCUUUGUAGCUGCUGUUUUCAACAUCAUUGUGCAUUUGCGGAGCCUGCAUAUUUUUUAUGUUAACUUGACAUCUGGAACAGUUGCCAGUAAUCCUGAUUCUGGGUCAGUCAUUCUCAUGUGUGUUGAAGUACUAGCUUCAGUUUCAAGGAAACAUGCUCUCUUCUCAAUGGAUGUGUGGCAUGUGGGAAACUUGUUACAUAUCCCUGCAGUACUCUUUCAGAAUUUCCAUCAGCUUAGAAUUUCUAAAGCUUCUGGUCCAUCAGAUUCAUUGAUGAUUUCAGAAGAGCAAAUCUCUCAUCCAGUAGAGAGAGUGAAUUUCUCCCAUGUCGAUCACCAGUUCUCGAUUAACCUAUUUGUUGCAUGUUGUCAACUAUUGUGUACCAUCAUUAGGCAUCGGCCAAGUGAGUGCAAGCAAUGCGUUGCCCAUCUUGAAGCUUCUGUUUCUGUUCUUCUUAAUUGCUUGGAGACUGUUUUAGAUAAUGAAUCAAUGGUGAGUAGAGGUUGCUUCUCUUGGGAAGUAGAAGAGGGAGUGAAAUGUGCUUGUUUUCUUCGAAGAAUUUAUGAAGAGAUAAAACAGCAAAAAGAUAUAUUUAGCCGGCAAUGUUCUCUGUUUUUAUCCAACUAUAUAUGGGUUUAUUCAGGAUAUGGUCCCAAAAGAAGUGGCAUUAGAAGAGAAGUAGAUGAAGCUCUAAGACCCGGUGUCUACGCUUUAAUAGAUACUUGCUCAGUUGAUGAUCUUCAAUAUCUUCAUACUGUUUUUGGAGAGGGACCUUGCAGAAAUACCCUUGCAAGUCUUCAACACGAUUACAAACUCAAUUUUAAAUAUGAAGGAAAAGUGUGACAUUGAAAUUUCGUUGAUGGUAAAUUUUGGUGCCCUCUCAUUUUAUUCCCACAGAGAAUUUAUGUGUCAACUAAUAUUCACCAAGAGCCAAUGCUGUUCUCAUGGGGAACUUUGUUUAUGCCGGUUUUAUUUGCUGUUACCGAACCUGUCUUCAAUCCCUCCCAUUCGGAGCAGACCAUUUUUUUAUAGAUGCCUGCAUCAUAGUUUUGUAGUAUACCUAUCGGUUGGGGUU